This is a messenger RNA of Protobothrops mucrosquamatus (brown spotted pit viper), 703 nucleotides long. RefSeq names its product exonuclease 3'-5' domain-containing protein 2-like. Lineage: Eukaryota; Metazoa; Chordata; Lepidosauria; Squamata; Viperidae. The record is from RefSeq and is a predicted model, not a curated record. The transcript is spliced from 2 exons. The coding region runs from base 1 to 648 and encodes 215 amino acids.
AUGGUACAAAGGUGGCUGCAGGCUCAGUGGCACUAUUGGAGAUCCACUCUCAAAUGUUGCUGUUUCCUCAACAGAAAGAACAUUGUACCACACGAGUACCGGAAACACUUUCCCAUCCAGAUGAAAGACCACAAUUCUCAUGAUGUGCUCCUUCUCUGCACUGCGUGUCAUGCGCUCUCUAACUACUAUGAUAAUCAUCUCAAGCAACAACUGGCAGAAGAAUUCGGUGCCCCUAUUGGUUGUGAGGAGGGCGUUCGCUUGCUCGAAGAUCCCACCCGCAGAUUAGUCCGUUCAGCAGCUAGAGCACUUGUGAAUGCAGAUAGCCUGCCUGCUGCCAGGAAGGAAGAGCUAUUGCAGCUGAUCAGGGAUUACUUUGCAUCUGACACAGUUUCCCCAGAGAUGGUGCAGGAAGCAGCUGGACUGGAAACCAGGAUUUUUAAUGAGAACUAUGUGCCACAUGGCCUGAAAGUGGUCCAGUCUUUUGCUCAAGGGGGCUUAUAUUCUCUCAUGGGGCUGGAGAAACGUUGGCGCCAGCACUUCUUGGAUGUCAUGCAGCCCAAGCAUCUCCCAGCACAAUGGUCUGUUGAUCACAAUCACGACAAGUUAAUCCGGAAAUAUGGGGAGACUCUCCAGAUUGAACUUUCCUGAAGAUGAAAUGAUGAAACUGGAAAAUAUAACUGAGAUUUAUUAUUUUCGCUCCCCC